AUGGAUCUCUUUCUGGGCAAGGUCACUCAACAUGCCAUGAACUAUGCCAUCAGGUCUGGGAUUGGUAUUACUGCUUCUUUUGCUAUCAGGCAAACAUCAAGACUUCUAAAGACAGUAGAUGACAAUGGUGAUUAUCGUGAGCUUCACGAACUUCAAGAUAGGUUGGAUAGCAAAAUCAGAAUCGUAUCUCCAGCUAUUGAUAUGAUAGAACUCAUUUCCGCAAGAGGCAAUACAACUUUAGAGUCAGCUGUAUCUCUGACAAAAGCACUUCGAUGGGAUAUUCAGUCUCUUGGUAUGAAAUUAGCAAAAGCCGCAAGUGCCGAGGAGCUCUCGCGUCGACAUAAAAACCGAGCAAAAACACGAGCUGCUCAUGAAGCCGAGAUUCGAGCUAUCGUUAGAGAUAUUAAGAAGCUCUUGAUGAGAAUCGAAGAUGCAGUACCACUUAUCAAUUUAGCCAUCACCACCUCCGGAACUAGUCUCUCAACAACACUUCCAGCUACUGUAUCACCGUCGAGAUUACUACAAGCGAGUAACCUUCUCACUGCCGGAGAUACUCAAUACUCCAUGAACCCGAACGUAUCUGUUCAAGUUGGCCCAACACUCACUCUUUCCUUGUAUAUGUUAUUCGCCGGGCAUGCUUAUCGGGCUCACGAUGAAGAAGGUAUGAGAGAGGCUACUUGGAAAGAAGUUAUACAUAAAGCCCGGGUCAAGAUUCUGCGUGUACCUCUUCGAGCCACAUACGGCUCACCUGGACAAUUACACCAUAUUAAGGAGGCCAAGGAUUACUUGACUGGAAAAGAUUCCUCUUUAAUCGCCGGGGAUGGCAAGAUUACCGAGUACGCAUAUCACCUCGAAAUCAUUGAGGAUUUCGAUGAUGAUCGAGUCCACUCUUAUGAGGAUGGAGAACCACAGCCUGGACCGUAUGGAGGUGUUGAAUUGGCAGGCAUUCGAGAAGUCUUGCCAAUUCAUCAGAUAUCCAAGAUUUUCUACGCAGACACUGGCAAAAUACUAAAUAUUGGCAAUCAGGACGAGACGAACAGUCCCGUUUUACUACUGAAGCGAGAUAUCAAUGCAUUGCCGCCAAGAAGGAUGAUGGAGGGGCAGGAAACACAAAACGAAUGGUAUGAUGAAGGUGAGGACACACCAUCAGAUGGAAUACAAGUAUCAGAUGAAGAGCAAGAGCAAGAGCCAAAGCAAGAGGAAGAAGAAGACGACGAAUUUGAUAUUGAUGAGCAACUUCGACGAGAAAGUAUGGCACCAGAAUCCCCAUCCAAAAAAAUAUUGGAAGCGCCACCAGAGACAAAUACAACAUGGCGACUUCCCCAGGAUCUUGACCCAGAAUGGCUUGCCCUAGAGGUAUAUACCGAAGCCGAAGACUCAGAUUCCGAAGAUGAGUUUGAGCCUGAACGAAAUGGAGAAUCCGCAUAUAUUUCCAGCCGAUCCAGUACCUCCGGCGAACAUCCAUCCACCGGCGACCUAACCACCGAACUCUCAAACCUCAAGCUAUCCUCCCCAGCUCCCACCACCCCCUCCUCCCAAACCCACCUUCCCUCUCACCCCGCAUCCUCCAUCCCCCUCACCUUUAGCCCGUCCAAACCCCUCAGCUCCAGCCACCCACCCUUCACGCCCAACCCCCACCAAAUCCAAAUCCGCUCCUCCCUCUCCCUCCUCGAAAUGUUGAUCCGCCUAACCGCACUCCAACAAUUCCAACAAUCCUCGCACCUAACCAUCCCCGACGAACUCCUCACCUUCUUCCUCCAUGAAUCCUCCACCACCGGCGCCGGCCGCGACGCCUCAGAACGCAAACGCACGCGCAUGAAUGCUCGCAAAAAAGUCGGCUUUGAUCCUUACGACGAGAGUCCCGUCAAGAGACACGGCGAAGCUUAUCAGUAUGGUAACGAGGGAAACGAGGGAGAGGAUAAUGCUCGAUAUGAUAAUGCUCGAUAUGAUAAUAAUAACGACAGAGAGAGCACACCGUGGGAUGACCGAUCCGAACACGAACACGUACAUGUGGCGGCAAGUCCGCGCUGGGGUAGAGAUAGAGACAGAUAUCGAGAUAGAGAAAGAGAAAGAGAAAGAGAGAGGAGUGAAACGCCACAGAGAUCAUCACCAGCAAAAUCUCAUCGCGCGGGUGAUGGUGAUGGUGAUAUGAGACAGAGUCGCGAGGUAUCUUCCCCUGUGGUACCACAGCUACCACAGCUUCCUUCAUCGCCGCUUUCACCGUAUAACCUGAGAUCUUCUGGGCGGCAACCGCUGUUUCUUGCUAGACAAGGCCAGGGUCAAGGUCAAGGGCAAGGGCAAAGACAAGAUUAUGGAGGAAGAGGUGUAGGUGGUGGUAGUGGUGGUAGUGGUAGUAGUGGAAUUGGUGUAGGAAGUGGUGGGAAUGGAAGUGCAAUAGGCAGCGCAAGAAAUGCAGGUGGGCCCUUGGAAAGAAUCAACAGGGAAAGAGGCGAAGCAAGUCCAAGUCCAACUCCAACUCCAAGUUCAAAUUCACAUCUAAAAGCGAGUUCAUUGGGUAGAACCAGAAACAGAAACAGAGCAAGUGGAAGUAUGGGGAUGGAGAAUAGUCCGGGGAUGGGGAUGAGGAGUCCUAGGUUGAAUAGUGUGAACGAAGGAAAGAAUAACAACGAUAACUAUGAUAACAAUAACUAUAACAAUAACAACGAAGAAGAAGAAGAAGAAGAAGAAGAAGAAGAAAAAGAUCCUCCAAAGGAUAACAAACAAACAAUAAGUAAACAAGAAGUGAAUGAAUGA
Messenger RNA from Sclerotinia borealis F-4128, 2754 nucleotides. Lineage: Eukaryota; Fungi; Ascomycota; Leotiomycetes; Helotiales; Sclerotiniaceae. The record is from the annotation of a GenBank genome assembly.